Scophthalmus maximus (turbot) is the source of this 1512-nucleotide messenger RNA. RefSeq names its product keratin 15 (gene krt15). NCBI's taxonomy places the organism in Eukaryota, Metazoa, Chordata, Actinopteri, Pleuronectiformes, Scophthalmidae. The record is from RefSeq and is a predicted model, not a curated record. The transcript is spliced from 7 exons. Gene Ontology annotation, molecular function: structural molecule activity. The coding region runs from base 90 to 1397 and encodes 435 amino acids.
GGGACGGAGACAGAGCUCUGCACCUCAGUCCAUCUCCUCUCCAGAGCAGGCAGACCUCCUGAGCAGUCUUCAUCCGAUCAUCCGUAACAAUGCUGAGCAACAUGAGAACUUCCAUUUCUGGGCGCACCUUUGGAGGUGGAAGCCUGUCUGGAAACAUGGGUGGGGGCAUGGUUCGACAGAGAUAUGCUUCAAGUGUGCAUGCCGGUGCAGGUGGCUCUGGAGCUAGAAUCUCCACUGCCAGUUUUGGAGGUAGCGCAAGUGGUGGCUUUGGCUAUGGAAGUGGCGGAGGAGGCGGUUAUGGCUAUGGAGGGGGUGCAGGUUUCGGUGGAGGUGACGGCAUUGACCUGCACGUUGGGGCCAAUGAGAAGGCCACCAUGCAGAACCUGAACGACCGCCUGGCCACCUACCUGGAGAAGGUGCGCAGCCUGGAGAAGGCCAAUACUGAGUUGGAGCUCAGGAUCCGCCAGUUCUUGGAGAGCAAAGCCGGACCCAGUGCCCGUGACUACUCUGCUUUUGAGGCCACCAUUGCUGAACUACAGGGAAAGAUCCAGGAUGCCACCCGUACCAAUGCAGGCAUCUACCUGUCCAUUGACAACGCAAAACUGGCAGCAGACGACUUCAGAACCAAGUAUGAGAAUGAGCUAGCCAUGCGUCAAUCUGUGGAGGCAGAUAUCUCCGGUCUAAAGAGACUGCUGGAUGAGCUGACACUGGCCCGAUCAGACCUGGAGAUGCAGAUCGAAGGUCUCAGGGAGGAGCUGAUCUUCCUCAAGAAGAACCAUGAGGAGGAACUGGCAUCCAUGCGGUCCCAGAUGAGUGGACAGAUCAAUGUAGAGGUGGACGCAAAGCCCCAGAUGGACCUGAACGCCAUCAUGACUGAGAUCCGUGAGCAGUACGAGAAUGUGGCUGUCAAGAACCAGAAAGAGCUUGAAAUGUGGUUCCAGACAAAGUCAGAGACGCUGACCAAGGAGGUGGCAGCCGAAACAGAAAGUCUCCAGAUGUCCAAGUCAGAGAUCUCUGAGCUCCGUCGCACGCUGCAGGGCCUGGAGAUCGAGCUACAGUCGCAACUAAGCAUGAAAGGAGCACUGGAAGGCACAUUAGCAGACACAGAAACACGGUAUUCCAUUCAGCUCCAAAGCCUCCAGAUGACGGUGACGGGUAUGGAAGAGCAACUGAUGCAGCUGCGUUGUGACAUUGAACGCCAGAGCCAAGAGUACAAAAUGCUGCUGGACAUCAAGACACGGCUGGAGAUGGAGAUUGCAGAAUACAGGAGGCUGAUGGAUGGAGAGGCCAGUGCCAGUGGUUUCAGUAGUUCCUCGAGGACCAACACAAAGAUUGUAGUGAUCUCAGAGGAAAUGUUGAACGGCAAGGUGGUGUCCAGCACUACCACGAGCGCAUAAUCUGUCCCACACAGCAAACACAAAACAGAGGCAACACCGGAAGAACGCAACGUCUGAAUCAAAAACUUCCUUCGCAUACACAUGUGAAUGCAAUAAAAGGCUCUUUGUUUGCUAA